AAUGUUACAGGCAAGAUGUUGGCGGGGCCUCUAGUUUUACUGGUGCUCAUGGGAGCGGCUCAAGGACUGCCACUAGGGGAGCCCAAGGAGUCCUGGGGGUAUGUUGCUGUCAGGGACAAGGCCUACAUGUUCUGGUGGUUGUACCAGGCUGAGAGUCCUACCCAAAGCUACACUGAGCUGCCUCUAGUCAUGUGGCUGCAGGGGGGCCCUGGAGCUUCUGGAUGUGGAUAUGGUAACUUUGAAGAGAUUGGACCCUACGACACUUUCCUGAGAAGGAGGAACACAACUUGGAUCCAAGCAGUUAACUUACUGUUUGUGGACAACCCAGUGGGGACAGGAUUCAGCUAUACUACAGACAGUGGGGCAUUUGCUAAAGAUGUUGCCACAGUUGCUGCAGACAUGAUGGUUCUCCUAAAACAAUUCUUUGGGUCAAAGCCAGAAUUUCAGGAAACACCAUUCUACAUUUUCUCAGAGUCAUACGGGGGUAAAAUGGCAGCCGCCAUCGGCUUGGCUCUCUAUAAGGAAAUAAAGGCGGGCAGCAUAAAGUGCCAGCUUGGGGGCGUGGCUCUGGGUGAUUCCUGGAUCUCCCCUGUAGACUCGGUGCUAAGCUGGGGUCCCUAUCUCUACAGUAUUUCAUUGCUGGAUGAAGAAGGAUUACAAGAAGUCCAGGGUUCUGCUAAUGAGGUCCAAGAAGCCCUAAAGAGUGGGCAAUAUGUGAAGGCCACAGACCUCUGGAGUCAGACUGAGGACAUCAUAGAGCAGAACACAGAUGGAGUCAAUUUUUAUAAUAUUUUAACCAAAGACUCGACAUUUGCUGGAAAAACAGAGAACAGAAAACAGAGAAGCCUGGAAUUAGGGAAUGUGUUACUGGGCAAGUUGUACCAGCGCCACCUGCUGCCGCUCCAGAGGAAUGACCUGAGUGCGCUCAUGAAUGGGCCCAUUAGGAAGAAGCUGAAGAUUAUUCCUGACUUUGUGACUUGGGGAGGACAGGCUUCUGAUGUCUUUGCCAACAUGGCGGCUGAUUUUAUGAAGCCGGUGAUAGAUAUUGUGGAUGAGCUGCUAGAGGCCAAUGUCAACGUCACUGUGUACAACGGGCAGCUGGACCUCAUAGUGGACACUGUGGG
Xenopus tropicalis (tropical clawed frog) is the source of this 1124-nucleotide messenger RNA. It is a transcript of the gene scpep1, whose product is annotated as serine carboxypeptidase 1. NCBI's taxonomy places the organism in Eukaryota, Metazoa, Chordata, Amphibia, Anura, Pipidae. The record is from RefSeq and is marked provisional. Gene Ontology annotation, biological process: proteolysis. Gene Ontology annotation, molecular function: serine-type carboxypeptidase activity. Gene Ontology annotation, cellular component: extracellular region.